AUGGUCUGUUCAUUGAUUAAUAUCUUAUUCUCUCCCAUACAGGUGAGUGAAGAUAAGUCCCUUCCAAAGUCAAUGGAUGAGACAAAUCAUUCCUGGGUGACCGAAUUUGUGUUGCUGGGACUCUCUAGUUCACGGGAGCUCCAACCUUUCCUGUUUGUCAUAUUUUUACUACUUUACAUAGGAAUCCUGCUGGGCAACUGUCUCAUCAUCCUCACUGUGACUUCAGAUGCCCGCCUUCAUACACCUAUGUACUUUCUGCUUGUAAACCUCUCUUUAACAGAUAUGUGUCUAGCUUCCUUGACUACCCCCAAAAUGAUUGUUGACUUUCUAGUAGAGUGCAAAACUAUUUCUUUUGAAGUCUGCCUGGCUCAGAUUUUCUUUCUACAUCUAACUGGUGGUGGUGAGAUGGUGCUCCUUAUAUCCAUGGCCUAUGACCGUUAUGUUGCUAUUUGCAAACCUCUCCACUACAGGAUGCUCAUGAGCCGCCGUGUGUGUGUUAUUCUGGUCCUCCUCCAGUGGAGUGUUGGCUUCAUCCAUACUGUUAGCCAGUUGGCCUUUACUGUUAACCUGCCUUUUUGUGGUCCUAAUCAGGUAGAUAGCUUUUUCUGUGACCUCCCUCUAGUGACCAAGCUGGCCUGCACAGACACUUAUGUUAUCAGCCUAGUAGUAGUUGCAAACAGCGGCCUUCUUUCUAUGAUUUCCUUUCUCCUCCUGGUCAUCUCCUACACUGUGAUACUGAUCACAGUUAGGAAACGCUCCUCUGCCAGCAUGGCAAAGGCCCGCUCCACGUUGACUGCCCACAUCACUGUGGUCACAAUAUUCUUUGGACCAUGUAUCUUCAUCUAUGUGUGGCCCUUCAGUAGUUAUUCAGUUGACAAGGUCCUUGCAGUGUUUUACACCAUCUUUACUCCCAUUUUAAACCCAGUAAUCUACACUCUAAGGAACAAAGAGAUGAAGGAUGCUAUGUCAAAACUAAAGAGCAGGUAUCUGAAGCCUGGCUUGGUUUCUGCAGCCAUAAGAAAUGUUCUUUUCCUGGAAAGGAAGUGA
Molecule: messenger RNA, 1047 nt
Organism: Choloepus didactylus (southern two-toed sloth)
Lineage: Eukaryota; Metazoa; Chordata; Mammalia; Pilosa; Megalonychidae
Product: olfactory receptor 4K15-like
Exons: 1
Coding region: 1-1047 (348 amino acids)
Biological process (GO): G protein-coupled receptor signaling pathway
Cellular component (GO): membrane
Molecular function (GO): olfactory receptor activity; G protein-coupled receptor activity
Source: RefSeq, a predicted model, not a curated record